Molecule: messenger RNA, 453 nt
Organism: Morchella importuna
Lineage: Eukaryota; Fungi; Ascomycota; Pezizomycetes; Pezizales; Morchellaceae
Exons: 3
Coding region: 1-453 (150 amino acids)
Molecular function (GO): RNA binding
Source: RefSeq, a predicted model, not a curated record
AUGGCCGAACCCCGCCUCAAAGCCACAAUCUUCGUCGGCGGCCUCGACCCAUCCAUCACCGCCCCCCUCCUCCACGCCGCCUUCCUCCCCUUCGGCGCCAUCGCCUCCGUGCAGCUCCCGCGCGACGACCGCAGCACCGACCCGCACCGCGGCUUCGGCUACGUCGAGUACGAGGACGCGGCCGACGCCGCCGCCGCAAUCGAUAACAUGGACCAGGCGCAGCUGGCCGGCCGCGUGCUCAACGUCGCGCAGGCGAAGCCGCAGAAGGAGGGAGUGGUGCUGGGGAGUAAGGUUGCUGUUUGGGAGCAGGAGAGCUGGCUGGAGAAGCAUGAGGUGAGUGAGGAGGAUAGAGCGGCAGCGCAGGGCGCGAAGGAGGAGGCGAUGGGCGAGAGGAGGGGCGAUCCGAUGCAGGGGCUGGAGGGGCUGGAUGUUGCGGGGCCGAAGCCGCAGUAG